Nematocida ausubeli is the source of this 198-nucleotide messenger RNA. RefSeq lists its product as uncharacterized. Lineage: Eukaryota; Fungi; Microsporidia. The record is from RefSeq and is a predicted model, not a curated record. The coding region runs from base 1 to 198 and encodes 65 amino acids. The transcript has a single exon.
AUGGAAAUAGUCGAGAAGGAGAAAAGAAGAGAGGAGACAGAGAAAGAACUUAACCUUAGAGUGAUUGAGCUGGGAAACUUAAUGAAAGUAUUCAGGGAAAAGGUAGACAGCCUUGAAAAAACAGUGAAUUCACUGGAGACCAAGGUAGUAGAUUAUAUACAGGACCUAACCAAGGCAAGAGGUGAAAUUGAUAUUUAG